CGCGUUGAUCUCACACAGCGCCGAGCGGCAGAGCAGAGUGAGAGUGUAUCUGUGAAUCGCUCCCCAGUGCGCUCAGACCACAGCAGACACGACUCGGUAAACGGAGGGACGAGUAAGUUAGGAGCGCAACGCAUUUGAAGGACAUAAAGCAAGGCGCUUCUCUGCAAGGCGCAUGACCGGCAGCGGGUGGAGGAUGCUGUCAAGCCGCUCUGUGGUGGUUGAGUGCGGGUAGUGCACGCCGCGCUGCUCCCCGUUCGGGUCGCGCAAACGGACGCUCCGGUUCUCCGGUGCCUGGGUUGGAGACCCGUGUGUGGACUUCGUAAUCACACUGGACUUUUGCCUUUAUGCCUGUGCAGCAGUGAUCGUGAUUUUGAAGACAUUUAUUUAAAGAGGGAUUUUUCACAGAGGAAAUUUAAACCACACGGCUCCACUUGGACUUUUUAUUGUUUCCAGUAUGGGACCUGACGCCAAAAGUCGCUCUGGGACAUUUGACAUUGGACUGGAAUCAUGAAUUAGAAGAGUGAAAUGGUCCAAUUCCCUGUUUGACUGCUCCAGGUCUUCUGGGUUUUUCUUUUAGUUUGCAAGUGAGGUAUUUUAUUCACAAGUUACGCUUGGAUAAACGCGCACAGACAAACUUUAAAAUAUGAUAGGUCACUUGAGCAGAGUUUUUUUUUUUUUAUCUGUUUGGUAAAUAAUAGACAAAAAGAAGAUCAAUUAAAGUGCACGCGUUAAAGGCAGGAGCAGGAGCAGGAACGCAGUUGCGUGCGUAAUUGGACACGGUGUGUCCCCUCUUCUCUUUGCGUCCUUGGAUAAUUUGAAAAACAAAAAACAGUUUAUUCACAACAAUGAGAAGUUAUUUGGUGAGUUUUAACAUUUUAAUUAGUAGAUUAAGCAGUUUAAUCAGUUGUGUGUCAUAAAUGUUUGAUUAGUUUUUUUUUUGUAUAUCUUUUUUUCCACUUUUUUGCUUUUGCGGACAGACGGAAAACAGACAGUGUGUCGAUGUCUGGCAAACUGGCCGUCAUGUGGGAUUGAUUGCAUGGGAGUAUGUUUGGGCUGGAGCAGUUUGGUUCUCAGAUUAAUAGCAGAAACCCUGGCCAGUCAGAGAGAAACAUAAACCAACCGAGACUGAACAUGGGCUCUCAUUAUAAAAGCCCGGGUUUUCACGCUGGAGGCCCACCGGGAGCAGUGGAGCCCGGUAUGGGCCCUCUGAGCGAGCCGCAAAUGCUCGGGCUUAACAUGAACAUGAACGGAGAGCAGUACGGGGGCUUUCAUCCGCGGGGCCACUCGGACAUGCAUGCAGGCGGCGGACUUCAGCAGCAGCAGCAGCAAGGACCCAUGCAUGGAUUUUUCAACAACCAGCAACCUCAUCAAGGGCAUCCUCACAGCCAUCAACCUCAUCCCCACCAACCUCACCCUCAUUUCAGUGGGAAUUUUGGAGGCCCAGAGCCUGGCUCAUCAUGCCUGCAUGGUGGCAGGCUAAUGGGCUACAACAACAAUGGCAUGGGACCACAGCAGGGCUUUGGAGAAGGAUUUGAUCCUCUCACUGAGGGGCAGGCAGGGGACGGCUUCCCCCAGCAGCAGCAGCAGCAGCAGCAGCAGCAGCGGCCUGGUAACAUGCCUGACUUUCAACAUCACGGGCCUCCCAGUGGCAGCCAUGCUGUCCCUGCCCCCUGUCUACCCCUGGACCAGUCACCUAAUAGAGCGGCAUCCUUCCAUGGGCUCCCUUCUUCCUCAUCCUCAUCCUCUGAGUCUCACAGCCUGGAGCCUCGGCGGAUGCCCAACCAGGGAGCUGUAGAGGGAUUAGAGUAUAACUUCCCAAGUGAGCCUCCAUCUGGACAUUUUGAUGUCCAUGUAUUUUCCCCAUCAGAAACAGAAUCUCAGAUACCCCAUUUUGGGCCAGGGAGGCCAGUUCCUGGUGGGAAUUUUCCAGGGAACAGUGGCAUGCCACGGACACCAGGUAUGCAGGGCAUCUCAAAGGGACACCAGCCGCCGCCACCACAACCCCAGCAGCCUCAGCAUGGUGUGUUUUUUGAGCGUUUUGGAAACGGCCGGAAGGUGCCCGUGGGAAUGGAGCCGGGGGUCAGUGCGAGACAUCCUCUCAUGCAACAGCAACAACAGGCUGGCUUGAUAGCCAGACAGAACUCAUGUCCCCCUGGCCACCCCAGACCCCCUCAGGCAGAGCCCGGCUCUACUAACCCUAACAUUCUGGACGGAGGGGUCAUGAUGCCUGGCCAACACAACCAGUUUGAAUAUCCCAUUCACAGACUGGAAAAUAGGGGGCUGCACCCCUAUGGGGACCCCAUGUUUAAUAUGCAACAGCCAGCUCCUCCUCCCUCCCAGCAGCCCCCAAACCAGAGGCUGCAACACUUUGACUCUCCUUAUAUGAACAUGGCCAAAAGGCCUAGAUUUGACUUUCCAAAUGCACAUGGCAGUGAAGGCUGGUGUGGUGGAAUGGAUAACCACCUCUCUCCUUCUGCCUACCCUGGCCUGCCCGGAGAGUUCACCCCUCCUGUGAGUGAAGGUUUCCCACCAGGUCCCCUGCAGCAUCCAGGGCCAGAGCAGCAGUCUCUACAGCAGCGUCAGAAUGCAGCCAUGAUGAUCAAACAGAUGGCCUCUCGAAACCAGCAGCAGAGAAUGAGGCAGCCCAGCCUGCAGCAGCUGGGUCACCACGGUGAUGUUCCUCCUGGCCCAAUGGCUCACGGAGGCCCAGUAGGGAACAUGCCACAGCCUAACUUUGACAGGGAGAGUGGAGGCAGGAUGCCCAACAUUGAUGGACAAAAUCCUCAUGUAACUCAGGAGACUUCCUGGUUCCAAGGGUCCCACCCGGCAGGAGAGAUGAUGUCAAGGCGUAUGGGUGGAGCGGGAAAUGAAUCAGGGCCUCAUGACAUGGGGAUGCAGCAGAAUGGGGCUGGGAUGAUGUUUAGGCCAGGCAUGGGCAUGCAGGAGCCCAUGAGAAUACCAGGAGAUGGCCAUGUUCCGGCUCUCCAUUCCCCGGGCAUGCACUCACAAUUCAGCACCAACAUGGGCAACCUCUCGCAGAUGCAGAGUCCAGGAGCAGGAACAGGGCACCCCAAUGCACCGGCAGAAAGGCGGCCAGCUGAUUUCCCUGCACCUCCGAUGGGGGCACAACCAACGUUUCCCUACGGAGGGGGUAACCGUCAAGGGCCGCCCCACAGUGGCCCCCAGGGGGUGAGCACCUCACCAGGGACAUAUCCUCCUCAGUCUGAGUUCCCCUCAGGCCAGCGGUCAUCUGUUAGUAAGUUAGGAGCUCUGUCCCUGGGGAACUUUAACAAAACCAGCUCUAAAGACAGUGUGUUUGGUCAGAGCUGCCUGGCGGCCCUUUCCACAGCCUGCCAGAACAUGAUAGCCAGCCUAGGGGCCCCCAAUCUUAACGUAACAUUCAACAAGAAGAACCAAAAUGAGGGCAAGCGAAAACUGAGUCAGACGGAGCAGGACAUUAAUAGCAGCACAUCUAAUGGCACUGGCAGUGCUGGUCCUGAAUAUUUUCAGAGCAGCACUUCCCAGAACAGCCAGAUGCCUGGCACCGGGAAUAGCAACUCUAAGCCUGCAAGUCAAAGCCAGACGGUGCAGGGGGAAGCCAGUGCCCUCUCCCCAACUUUCAACAUGGACGCUACCCCGUGCAGUGAGGGGAAGGCAACAACAGGGAGUGGGAGAGGGAGAGGGAGGAGAAAAAGAGACAGUGGACAUGUGAGCCCUGGAAUUUUUUUUUCCUCUGACAAUGUUAACCCUGUUGUAAGUCCAGGCCAGCAGACCCCCUCGGCUGGCGUUGGGGAGAGGGGUGGGGGCACGCCCCAUGAGAAACACCUCCAAUCGCCAUCUUGGGGAAAAGGAGGUGACCUAAUGUUGGGGGACCAGGCUGAUCUGAUGUCAUCUUUGGACAGUGGCAUUCAAAGUGUUGCCAAGUCUGACAGCAGCUCACCUCGAGUGGACUUUCCUGACGAUGUCAGCACCCACUACGGCAACGAGGACGAGGUAUCCUCCAGCUCAGACGCAGGAGGGGCCUCUGCAACAAAGCCUAACCGCAGCCCUAUGAUCACCGGCUCACCCAAAAUACAGAGGGGUGAUCAUGGCUUGAUAAAUGGACAGAAGCCCCUUGGCAUGGGCAUCAACAAUCAUACUACCUCGACACCAGACAGCUAUGGACUAAAUGCUGGUGGGGGCACAGGGGCCAAUGGUGUCAGCCACCCAGGCACUCCUGGGGUGGAGCAGGUACGCACCCCAUCCAGCACCUCUGGCCAGGAUGAAAUCCAUCCUCUGGAGAUUCUGCAGGCCCAGAUCCAGCUCCAGCGGCAGCAGUUCAGUAUCUCUGAGGACCAGCCCCUGGCCAUGAAGAAUGGCAAGAAGAAUGGCGACUGUCCAUCGCAGAAUGGAGACAAUGAGCUGGCAGGCUGCAGCCCGGAUGCUGGUAAGGGCUCAAUGGGCACCAUUGACCUUGACACCCUCAUGGCAGAGCAGCACGCCACCUGGUACGUGCCCAGUGACAAGGCCAUGAUGGACGGGUCAGAGGAUGACAAGGCCAUGGGACCAUGGGAAAAAAAUAAGAGCCAAAACAACAGUAAAGAAGAGUCCGAGCUGACCCAGAGCAAGACUGGAGCCGGGGCCCCAGGAGCCGGAGGAGGAGGAGGCGGCGGAGGAGGAGGAGGCGGGAGCAGCGGAGGGAACCACCUGCAGUGCCUGUCCGUCCACUGCACAGACGAGCUGGGGGACAGUAAGGGUCGAGGGGGGCCCGUCUCAUCCUGGCGUUCGCUCCACUCUGAUAUCUCCAAUCGGUUCGGGACAUUCGUGGCCGCACUAACUUGAACAAAGCAGGAAGAAGAAAACGGGAUUACUUAUAAGACUUCAUAAGCUUCAGAGACAACUUAAAGAUGAUAUGAAUGAUGAGGAGGAAAUGGUGUCGCUAGCAGCUCGUGUCUGCUCAGAGACAGAAAGACAUUUACGCUCAUAAAUGCAAACACACUCACUCUCACACACACAUUCACACAUGCUAAUACCAUGUCUUUUCUGAAACAUGCAUUCACUCUCUCUGUCUUUCUCUCUCUCUCUCUCUCUCUCUCUCUCUCUCACACACACACACACACAAACUCACACACCCACACACACUCACACACACAUACACUGCUGGACUUUACAGCGCGGGCUCCUCUCUACAAUGCCCACAUCUGGAAAACCUCAAUUCAAUACUUUGUUUUCUUUUAUUUUCUUUGUUGAAGAUAAAUAAAGAAAUGUCAAAGGAGGCGAUUGAACAAAUAGAAGUGGAAGAAGGGAUAUUCGGUUAUCAGUGGCUCUGAUUGUAUACCAGUGUUGAGAACAAGAUCUUAUGACUUUCAAUUCGUUGAUGGCCUCAUUAACUAUUAUGGAUCCAAUGUGUUCAUCCAGAAGGAGAGAUUUCUUCACUCCUAUUAGUAAAUAUUGCAGACUGUUUAAUACAAACACACCAAGACGCAAACCCAGAGAAAGAAAGGGUGAAUACGCAUGAAUGUAACUCAACAGUUUUUUAUGAACACCUCAUUCUCAAGCAAAAUGAAACCUCAAUCAUUUACAAUUUGUUGCAAUUCUCCAAUCUUUAUAAUGCUGAGAACAUCUUUCCCUCAUUGUUUUUAUUUUUAUUUUCUUCUCUUCUUCUACUUACCUCUGCUAUCAACCAUAUGAGCUCAACCACUUCUAUACAAUUCAGCCAAUGGGAACUGAAUAAAUGGAGGUUGAGGGAUUGUUUAAUAAGGGAAUUGAAAAAAAGACUAUUGGUAUUGCACAUGUAUAAUAAGAGAAAAUUUGCUGUGUGUUAGGCAAUCUUGUAAUCUUUAAAUAAAGCUUCUGUUGAAUUUGAAUUUCUGAAACAAUAGAUGGAGGACUGUGACGGCAUUUUAUGAACUGAUAUUUGUUUUCUUUUUUUGGUUUUCUUUUUUUUAAUAAUAUGUAAAGUGCAGUCGUCUGUUUUCCUGCAUAUUGUAUAUAUCUGUAUAUGUUUUAUUGAGUAACUAAAUAACAAUAAAUAUGACGUUAAAGGUGACAA
Molecule: messenger RNA, 6031 nt
Organism: Labrus mixtus (cuckoo wrasse)
Lineage: Eukaryota; Metazoa; Chordata; Actinopteri; Labriformes; Labridae
Gene: mn1b
Product: meningioma 1b
Exons: 2
Coding region: 1045-4821 (1258 amino acids)
Biological process (GO): regulation of DNA-templated transcription
Source: RefSeq, a predicted model, not a curated record